Molecule: messenger RNA, 3945 nt
Organism: Trichomonas vaginalis G3
Lineage: Eukaryota; Parabasalia; Trichomonadida; Trichomonadidae
Exons: 1
Coding region: 1-3945 (1314 amino acids)
Source: RefSeq, a predicted model, not a curated record
AUGGAGGAUCCAUUUGAGAAAAUAUCCUUAUUCUCUUAUGAUUCCAACCUCAUCUAUAGCUUUAAAUGGAAGGUUCUUUUGCUUGGAUCUGUCUUGAAAUCAGCAACAACAAAUUAUAAACAAAAAAUUUUUGCAACUUUUACAUUGGUGCUCAAUAUCUUGUCCUACUCAAUUCCACCAAUGUAUUUUAUAUCAGCAUUUUCAUCCAGAUCUGCAAAACAUCAUAUCAAUCCUUAUGAUAUUUUCGAAAAAGAUACAAUUCUCAGUUUUAUGACAGACUCUCUAUUCACAAACACAUCAAUGCUAGUUUUUUGCUUCAUUUUCUAUUUGGUAAAUGAUUUUGUGAUCAUACGGGCUUUUAACAAGCCAGAAAUAGCCAAAAGCCUUAAUUACAUCAUGACACCGAAUUUUCAUUCAGUAUUUUUACCAAUAUCAAGCGCAAUUAUAAUGCAUUGCAUCCAAAUUAUCUUAAAUCCACCAGAAAAUUCACUUCCGCACAUAUUUAUCUGCAUUUCAACAUUUUUAGCGUUCGUGCCAUACUUUAUAAUUAACAUUCUCUUGGUUGCAAUUUUUGGAUCUUCAAUUAUUUUGCCAAACCCACAAUAUACUCAAUGGUUUGAUAGCGGAUCAAUUAACAUUGUUCUUUACUAUUUCUUUACAGUCGUAUCUUUCUUCUCUCUUUCAAAAUUACAACAUUCAUUCCAAUGUAUUGUUUUGGGCUUCAUAGUUCUUAUUAGUCUUUACUUUAUUUACUUCCAGCUUAAAUCAUUACCAGCAAUUUCGCGGCUCGGUAACGAAUUCGCUGUCAUGAAACUGUUAUUAAACUUAGCUUUUGCUUUAGUUUGCUUAGCAAUGAUCAAUGGAUAUCUCCCUCACAUAUCAACACUUAUCGGCUUACUUCCGAUCGCUUUGGUCUUAAUUUUCAUGACAGCUUACUUUUUGUGUUAUCUUCGCACGAAAUUCUACAUGGGAAUCAUCGAAUCGCUCGAGUCUGUCCACUCACCAACAUUCGAGUACUUUGAGUCCAUUUUGAAGCACAUAAAAACAGAAUUUGACUUCAGAAUUUUAAUUAAGCUUGGAAUUGGAUUUAACUCAGCUCUAUUCACAAAGCAAGAAUUCCUGGGUUACGUUAUGUCCAGAUUCCCCAAUUCUGAGUGGAUGCUUCGUUAUGCAAUUUAUUUUUAUUCAAAUGUCUGGGGAGUUGACAAUACAACGUACAAAUAUUUCUUACACCUUCUAUCAGUAGAAAAAUUAGAGUUCACAACUCAAUUAAUGCUCUUUGAAGCCGUAUAUUGCUAUAUGCAAACUUCAGAAGAGUCUUCACCUCUAAUCAAAAACGAUAUGAAGACAUUCAUUGAAAUCAUCUCACAAUUCGGUCUCGCAACUAAAAUCCUAUGGUCACACGCUCCGAAAUCCGCAGAUACACUUUACAACGAUCUAAAAAGUGUCAACGAAGUUUUACAAUUGGCCUCAAAGCAUAUAAAGAAAAUGUCAACGUUAUAUCAAUUUAAUCACAAUGUAUACUUUGCUAAAUCAAUUUAUUAUGCAGAUUUGAAGAAAAACUUCAGAAAAGCAAAUGAUGCUUAUUGUGAAGGUCUCCAACUCUUCAAUGAGAAGCAGAAGUAUGUAACAAGUACAUUGAACAGUAACCAGCGUCCUUAUUUCUCUGCUCCUGUGAAUAAUGAUUUAAUUAUGAAACCACAGCCAAGUACAAAUGUUUUGACCUUCUUAAGUGUAAGAGACCACUCAGGAGAUCUCGUUAAGAGAAAACCAAAUAUAGAUUUCAAGUCUCCUUACAUGAAUUUAUAUGCUAAUAUUUGUACCGCUGAAAGGAACCAGUUAUUACCGAACACCCCCUUAAUUACAAACUGGUACCAAAUUUUCAGAAUUUUCCAUGUCAUAAUUAUUUUAUUGUUUAUCGGAUGCCUCAUAUUUGAUCAUGCAAUGUUCAAAGAAGCCUGGGUUAUGGCAGAUGAGUACAGAUUAGCUUAUGAUUCUUCAUAUAACUUCCGCAUCUUCAUUGAUACAACUGAGAAGCUCACUUACAACUAUUUCGUUCUCCAACAAGCCAAGAAAGACAAAAAUUAUCGAAUUUGUCCGUUCAUUAUCGAACAUUUUCGAUUAUUACAGAAAAACUUCACUCGUAUCAUAUAUACUGUUGAUAAACUGAAAGAUUUUGUCAAUACCAGUGAUAUUGUUAUUAACAAUUACACAUUUAUGGACUGUUUCCAAGAAUUCCGUCAAUUAGUCCAUAUUACGUUCACAAACUACAACAAUUCGUACCAGUAUACAACAGAGCAACUCAUCAACCUCCGAACUACCCUCAUUAACCUAAGUAUUAUCAUAUUUAAUCGUAUCCACGAUCGAAUUGCCUACGGAACAUCGAAUGUUUUCAUCAAACACAUCUAUUCGCAGAAGAUCCACUUCCUUGUUGUCUGCCUGACCUUCUUUGUCAUGUAUCUCUGCAUGAGAUGGAUAUUUUACAAACUGAAAAAUGACAUGUUUUUAGUUUUCAGUACUUUACAAUAUCCAGUUCGUAAAAUGCUAGAGAAGCAAUACGACACCAUUCUUUCCUCGAAAGACCCUGCAUUAGCACCUCCCAAACCACAAUCCGUGUUUAAACUUGUCAGUUCUAUGUUAAUUGCAUUAGCAAUGGUUUUACUUCCAAUUGCAUUGUCAAUUCAGAGAUUAACAAUUGCAAAGGACACAAUUACAUCACAGAAUCUUCCUGACGACCCAUUGAACAUCACAAUACCUUUCAUGGCAUAUUACGAACACAUGCUAUUGGAAUCAAGGCUUUGCAACAACAUGAUGGACAAAUGUCCACAUGUUUACGAUGUCAGAUGCGCACAUCAUUUCUUUGAGAGAGCAAAAGUUCAUCCAUUGAUUCCUAUUGUUUCUGAAUGUUCUGAUGAUUCAUGGUCGAGAAUAAUGAUGUUGAUUAUGUCAUAUAUUGCUUCAUUUGCUUUUUAUAUAUUCAUGAAAAGACUGAAAUUGUUGAUGAGAACUUUUUGGGAAAGUUCACAUUUGUUGUUUGCUAUUCCUGUUCAUAUUGGAAGAUCUAAUUAUAUCUUCACCAAACUAAUAACAGGAGAUAGAAUAGAUUCAAAUGAUGUUAAAGAAUACGUCAAAGAAUUAUGGAAUGAUACUGCUUCUUAUGAUUUAUUUGGAGUAUUGAGAUUUAAUCAGAAUGGAGAAGUUACAGAAACAAUUGGUUGCGCUGUGAAGAUAUUAGGUGUAAAACCAAAGUCAAUUGACAAUCUAAAAGAGAUAUUGGUCAAUUGCGGUGUGAGUUCUACAGCUUUGGAACAUUUCUUCGCAGAUAGAACUCCAACAAAUGUAAUUUACGGAAGAGGAACUUCACCUUUCAUGGCUUAUUUCUCUACACCAACAGAGUUCUUCAUGAAAGAUGAGUCAGGAGAUAUCAUCUCGUCAAGAACAGAUAUCAUUAAUUUGUUGAGAGAAAACUCUAAAAUAGAAAGACCUCCUUUGGUAGAAAACGCUGUUUUGAUGUUCUUUAAAGGCGUUUCUAAAAAUGAUUACGAUUUAAUUAACAAUGAAUCGAAAUCUAUCAAUGACUUGAUUUUGGCUGACGGAAGAUUUAGUUCUUUGAUUUAUACAAUGUCAUUGAAUGAUAAAGAGAAAGCUCUCCAGAUUUACCAGUUUGUAACGAAAAUGAGAGAGAAAUGUCCGACAGGAAGAUUCGCUGUUUGUUUGGGAGAUAAAAUACACAUUUUGCAGCCAAAUAGACAGACAAUAGAGAAAAGUAGAGUACUGGGAAGACCUUUCCAUGAUGCUGAGUACUUGGUAAACUGUAUAGAACUUGAAGAUGGAAAAGCUUAUCUUCAGAAAGAGUUUAUUGAGAAAUGCGAACUUGAUUUCGGUCAAAUGAAGACAAAAGAGGUCAAAGUUAGAGAUAACACUAUCCAGGUAGCUAUUAUUUAA